CGCAGCCCGGGGCGGACUGCAAGAGAGCGGCAACACCGGGGAAGGGGAAGAUGGCGGACGGCAGCGGUAAACUGAAGGGGCUGCGGGAUCAGAUGGUCGCAGCAGCACAAGCAAUGGCUGAUGAGCGCAGAAGCCAAACAGGAAGCAGCCCCGUCCCCGUGCCUUCCUCAGUCAGCGUGAAGACGGCUAAGCCAGUAAUUGACGGCUCAGCUCUAAGAACAGAUGAGAGGCAAAGAUUAGCUCGGGAACGCAGAGAAGAGAGAGAGAGGCUGAACGCUGCCAAAGAGAAAGAAUUACUUGAAAAAGAAAAAAAGGCAAAGCUUCAGUAUGAGAAGCAAAUGGAGGAGAAGCAGAAGAAACUGGAGGAGCAGAAGCUGAAGGAUGAGCAGAAGAGAGUCGCAGCAGAAGAAAAAAGAAAGCAGAGAUUACUGGAAGACAAGGAACGUCGGGAAGCAAAUGUUAGGCGAACUCUUGAGCGCAGCAGUUAUCUGGACCAAAGGCAGAAACGAUGGUCUUGGGGAGGAUCAGCAGAAGAAGACAAACAUGGUGCUUCGGGAAGUAGUUCUCCCAGCCAAGUAGAUUUAAUAGGCAGAAAUGCUUCCACCACAGAGCCACAGCUUGAAGAUGAAAGUGGAUCUGGCGCAGCAAAUGUGCGUUCCACAUCAACAUCAAACCUAAGGCAGGCCGACGGCAGCAUUCACAAGCGCCUGUCAUCUUCAUCUGCCACCCUUGAAAAAGGUACCAAGCAGAGGAGUUCUUCCUUAAGCAGGCUGAGUAACAAAACUCCUCUAAGUCCACAGCCCUUCUCGCCUAAAGUGUCAAACCCGGAGCAGAAAGGCGGAACAGGCCAGAAGAGAAGCUCUUCCCUCAGUAGGCUGAGUAGUAAAAAAUCACCUCCUGCGCAUCUAGAGGGCGCGAAAAAGGAAGAAAAAACAGCUCACCGCCCCCCGAGCAGUCCCCUGGACAGUAGUUUAAUCAAUCGCCUCCUCGCCCCCACUCAGUCUUCCUUAGCUAGGAGUAAGAGUGCUGCCACAUUGUCAGCCGAUGGAAAAGAAUUGCCAGAAUCUCACCUCUGUCCUCGUUCAGCUUCAGCCACUACCACCAGUACCCCACCCUCCGUCUCUAAAGGUCCCAUGCGCAGCCGCAGCAUUGACAGAGCGAAGACUCCUAGUACGGCAGCAUCGUGUUCUGCCACUUCGGAAGUUAGCCAGAAGUCAGGCCUCGACAAGCCUUUACCGUCUGUGGGGAAACGGCCACCCUCUCCUUCUGUAACUUCACGGCGAAGAUCUCCUUCCCCUGCAGGCGUAACAAAGCAGGCUCCAUCACCAACGCUAGAAAAAAGGAACAGUAGUUCUAUAACACAACGGACCCGUCCGCCAUCUCCAAGUUUAACGAAGCAGAGACCUCCUUCACCAACUGUGACUCAAAAGCCAGCUCCAAUCCAGCGUCCAUUGCUCACACCAUCUGUCUUGAGCACUACCAAAAAGACUGCUGAACCAGAGACUAAACCAAAGGAGAAAUGUACAGAUAUGACGAGCUCUGAACCCAAAACGCCACAGACCUCAGAGAAAGAAGCAGCAAGUUCAAAGACCAAAGAUGAAUCCAGUAACAAGACUAUUUCAGGAAGCACCACUCCUGAAGAAGCUGCUAAAAUAUUAGCUCAAAACCGUCGCCUUGCAAGGGAGCAAAGGGAGCGUGAGGAGCAAGAGCGAAUUCAAAGACAAGAAGAAGAAAGGAUAAAACAGGAAGAAAUGGCUCGUAAAGCAGAAGAGGAGAGACUAAGACUAGAAGAAGAGACAAAACUAUUGGAGGAGAAGCGAAGGCUGGAAAGAGAGGAGGAACAAAGACUAGCUGAAGAGGAAAAGAUACGCAGAGACCAAGAAGAACAGGAGCGACUGGUAGAACUUCAGCAACAGAGAGAAGAAGCAGAAGCCAAAGCUCUUGAAGAAGCUGAGAAACAAAAGCAAGAACGGGAAAAAAUCAUGCAACAAAAUAUGCAGGAAAGACUGCAGAGGAAAAAGAGAAUUGAAGAAAUAAUGAAGAGAACUAGAAAGAACGAGCAGAAUGAUGUUAAGAGCGAAGACAGAUCUGAAGACGAUGAGGACACCUGCGAUGUAGAGAAUAAUCAACAAGGAUCGGUCAGUGAAGAUGACCUUUGUGAGGAUGCGGAUACACCCUGCGAAAUGGGAGAAGAAACAGCUUCUCAGGAUUUGUUGUCCCAGAAAGCUGCACUGGUGGAAAAAGAGGAAUUAUUUAUUAAUGGCGACCAGCCAGACACUGUGGAGAAGAUUAAUGGACACUCAUCAGACACUGCACCCCCACUAGAGUCCAGUCAAGCAACAGAGGACAAAGCUGUAGUGAGCCAAGAUGAAAUGCAUCUUAAUGACGAUAACACUUGUGAUACCGUACCAAAGCUGAAUGGAAAACCUGCAACGUGGACAUUUGAGGAAAUAAUUGACUUGGGAAUCCAUUCCAAGCCUAGCAAUUUGUCUGAUUCCAUUGCUAUGGAUGGCUGUGAUCAGGGCCUCAUCGAAGCUGCUACAAUUCCCCCAAAGUUAGCUUUUGAAGAAGGACAAAUGAAUUCUUUGUAGGCAACCAUUGGGACUGCUGCAGAGACGUGACGUCUGCGCAGCUCUCCUCCUGUUAUUGCACUUCGCUCUCCAGUAUUUUUAAUAAAGCGCUGAAGCCUUGUUGUUAAAAGCUGCUACUUCAACAUAUUACUUAGAGAUGCAAAAAUCAUCCAGCAAGAGAAGAAAGGAAGGCCGUACAUUGUCACUUCUUUAGGGCGUCCACGUUGGGCAGUUACACAGGGUCUCGGACAUGGUAGUCCUUCUCACAUUGGCAGGACUCUUCCUCCUUCAUGCAGUAACUUAUUGUAGUCUCGUUAAUGUCCUUUUAAUGUCUUUAGGUUUUCUGUACUAGCACUUACAAUGGUAAUGCUACAGCUAACCCUCGUAGAGCUGAAAUCUGUUACACUUUCAGCGUCGUAUUGGGUGCUGUCAUGAAUUCUGCCAUCACUUGAUAAGUUUGUUAUUACAGAUGUCAUUGUUUAAUAGUGUUCACGAAGGCUAUAUUCGCACGACUGUGAAAACCGGAUGUCACAUGACCAUUUUGAGAACAAUGGUAGUCUAUGGGUUUAUUUACAUAAACCAUGAAUAACGGCCGUCAGAGUAUAGACAUGUCCUGUUUUAUCAGUUUUCACACCGGACUGACAGUCCCCAUACAAGUGAAGGGGACUGUUUUUUUAAUGGACGUUUCUCAGAAAGUCAUCAGUGGAAAAAAAAAACUGCAAAGCGGUUUUUAACAGCUGUCGUCGUCCCCCCCCCCCCCCCACACUGAUGCCUUUCUGAUAAACCUGUCAUCAUGUGAAUGUAGCCUAAUUUGGGUGAGGCUCUUCUGCACAGAUCUGUGUUUGUGGUUAAAGGAGUCGUCCCUGAUCAGAAGGAAAAAAAUAAACCUUUUUUUCUUUUUCCUCUAAAAGCACGCCAUUCUUUUCCAUGUGUCAGUUCAUUUUUACAUGACUGAAGAUGAUCAGACACAUUCCAUGGACAGGAGGGCCACUUAGUAUAAAAAAAAAAGUAGACUCCUUUUUCUAAUUCCAUACAACACCUUUAAAUCCUAACAUUUGGGUGUCGUAGAGGCUGUAGUGAUGUCCGGAUGCAUGGAUGGGCGUCUUUCUAGAAUAACGGUUUGGUUCACAAUAUGAAAUAACGGUUUGGUUCACAAUAUGUUUGCCACUGUGUAAAAGCGACGGGACUCCUACUGGUUUUCCGUGACUUUGUACUUGUCAUGAUUUUUUUUAAAAACAUUUCAUUUUUUAUUUUAUUUUUUUCUCCAUUCUGAAUGGAUGUUACAUUUGUAAGUAUUAUUUUAUUGUGUACAUAAACAGCAGUAUUAGACAACUUACUUGAUUACUUUGAGGUUUCUGUUGGUAUUUUACAGUGGUUUUGUUGUGAGCGCUGCAAACCCCGAUCUGUUGAUGGGACUUUCCAUGUAGCAAGCCUAUACAUUUCAGACUACCUGGCUGAACAUUAGACAUAUCAUUAGCGUUAGGUGUGACUGCGCCACUGAUUCAGUCAGUGCUUCAUACACGGUGACGCUGGUUGGGUAGCAGACUAUGGGGGUAUGUAACUUACUAGUAUAAGGUCAGGUGGGAUCGUAUCUGUUUCCCGGUUGUGCAACGAUUAAGAUUUAUCAGUCCUCAAAUAACUUAAGCUACUUGAUUAGGUAAAGGUGCUCCAGAGCCAGGUAGUUAAUAUUGCCUGUAUUUAUCGAUGCACGUUUAAUACAUGAAUUGCAAACCUAGUGAGGCGGGUUAAGGAUGCCCCUGCCCUAGAGCUGUGCACAGGCCUCCAAAUGAAUGUAGCAGGUCUCAGGGUGAUUUGUACUCAAAACCAUUACCUGUGUUUAACAAAGGAGGCAGGAAUGUAGCAUUGGCUUCAGGUUUACCUCCUCCGUACUCAUGAUGCAGGCAGACGCUUUCUAGAAUCCUUCUGUCAGUUUUAAAGGGACCCUGCGAUCUACUUUAUCCUGCCCGCAUGAGGGGCUGCAAAAAGUAGUGACCGAGGCGCUGAUUUCAGUGGUCUGUCACUUACACAGUAAGCGAUGCACAACCACAGAACGUUAGAAUACUUUCAGCACCUGCCAGAGAAGAGUCCGGCUUAUUCAUGAGCUCCAGUGAUGGCCAGUUCGCUGUUUUCGCCCGCGGACACAUGCGGGCUGCUAUCUUAACUCACAAGUCCGGCGAUGCACAGGUAAGCCCUUACCUGUGCCUGUGCCGGGAGCU
Messenger RNA from Bufo gargarizans (Asiatic toad), 4786 nucleotides. It is a transcript of the gene MAP7D3, whose product is annotated as MAP7 domain containing 3. The record is from RefSeq and is a predicted model, not a curated record. Gene Ontology annotation, biological process: microtubule cytoskeleton organization. The transcript has 21 exons. NCBI's taxonomy places the organism in Eukaryota, Metazoa, Chordata, Amphibia, Anura, Bufonidae. Gene Ontology annotation, cellular component: microtubule cytoskeleton. The coding region runs from base 51 to 2591 and encodes 846 amino acids.